This is a messenger RNA of Salvelinus fontinalis (brook trout), 6364 nucleotides long. RefSeq names its product protein ENL-like. Lineage: Eukaryota; Metazoa; Chordata; Actinopteri; Salmoniformes; Salmonidae. Gene Ontology annotation, biological process: regulation of DNA-templated transcription. The record is from RefSeq and is a predicted model, not a curated record. Gene Ontology annotation, cellular component: super elongation complex. The coding region runs from base 102 to 1862 and encodes 586 amino acids. The transcript has 11 exons.
UCCGGUUUUAGGCUGAAUUUGACACACAAUGAGGUGCAGGGAACAACCUAUCGCGAAACGUCGCUGUAAAUAAAUAGAACAAUCACUGAAGCCACAGAAUCAUGGAGAAUCAGUGCACAGUGCAGGUGAAGCUGGAGCUAGGACACCGAGCCCAGUUGAGGAAGAAGGUGACCUCGGAGGGCUUUACCCACGACUGGAUGGUGUUUGUGCGAGGGCCUGAGACUGGGGACAUACAGCACUUUGUGGAGAAGGUUGUCUUCCGGCUCCAUGAGAGCUUCCCCAAACCCAAGAGAGUAUGCAAGGAGCCACCAUACAAAGUGGAGGAGUCGGGCUACGCUGGGUUCCUCAUGCCUAUCGAGGUCUACUUCAAGAACAAGGAGGAGCCUAAGAAGGUGUGUUUCAACUAUGACCUCUUCCUGAACCUGGAGGGGAACCCCCCUGUCAAUCACCUGCGCUGUGAGAAACUCACCUUUAACAACCCCACACGGGAGUUCAGACGCAAGCUGGUCAAGGCUGGAGGGGUCAUGGUGGUGCCGGAAGGGACAGAGGCGGUGUCGAGGCCUAGUCCAGACUACCCCAUGCUCCCCACCAUCCCACUGUCUGCCUUCUCAGACCCCAAGAAGACCAAGACCUCCCACGGGUCAAAGGAGCCCAGUAAAGAGGGCAGUGGAGGCAGCAGUAAAGGGCCCAAGCCCCACAAGCUGACCAAGGAGCACCGCGAACGCCCCCGCAAAGACUCUGAGAGCAAGGCUGCGUCAAAGGGUGACAGUGACCGCGACGGGGGAGGAGGGGGUAGCAGCAAGAGUGCCCGUGAGCCCUCAUCCUCCUCUUCCAAGAAGCCAGCGGAGAUCAAAGUGAAAGACGAGGGCAAGGUCCUUCCCAAGGCUGCCUUCAAAGAGCCCAAACUCACACUGAAGGAGGCCAAGAUAGAGGGCAUGUCCCCCAAAGGAGGGGGGACUGGGGGAGGGGGCCCACUGGAGCCCAAAGCCCCUGGGAAGCGGCCUUCCACCGCGGAGUCUCCCAAACCUAGUGCCAAGAAGCCAAAGAAGGGCAGCUCAGAGGGAUCUAAGGGGGCAGCUGCAGUGCCCUUCACUGGAGCCUCUCCCCGGGUCUCGUCAUCAUCUUCAGUCAUCCCAGGCUACCCAGAGAAGAAACCCCCCAAGGAGAAAGGCCGCUGGCCCAAGAGCAGCAAGGCCGACACUCAGGAGGCCAAGGAGCCCAAGAAACUGCCUGAGUCUGACGACUCCAACUCUGAGGAUGAAGCCUCCUCCAAAUCAGAGCAGUCAGUCCCCUCCAGUCCCUCUAACUCCAGCUCCAGCUCUGACUCCAGCUCAGAGUCUGAUUUUGAGCCUGGACAGAAACAAGGCCAAGGCCCGCUGCGCUCUAUGGUGGAGGACCUACAGUCAGAGGGGUCAGAUGAUGAUGACAGCAGCUCAGAGGAAGGGACGCCUGUCAAGACCAACCCGCCCAACCGUGACUCUCGACUGAGCCUGGACAGCGAGAGUGACAGCAGUGAAAGCUCGCACCGCCCCAGUCGAGACCCGGCGCCGCCUCCACAGAAACACAGCUCCUCCAAUAACAAGGUCUUGGGCAGGAAGAGCCCAGACAUCUGCAGCCGCCCAGAGAAGGUGCUGAAGAAGGGAUACGACAAGGUAGGAAGGGCCUACACAGAGGAGUUGGUGGACCUCCACCGCAGACUAAUGGCUCUGAGGGAGCGCAACGUCCUACAGCAGAUAGUGAAUCUGAUCGAGGAGACGGGCCACUUCAACGUGACCAACACCACCUUUGACUUUGACCUGUUCUCUCUGGACGAGUUGACCGUCCGCAAACUACAGAGCUGCCUGGAGACCACGGCCACGUGACAGGAAGCCUGCAGCGCAGAGGACCGCGGCGGGGCCGGUGCUGGGCUGCUGUCUCUCCUCAGCCCCUGGACCCCCACUGGGGAGGUGGAGCUGUAGCAGAGCUACAGAGAGAAACCACAGAAUAACAAUAGAACACACACUUUCACUAUUUGCUGGAGAAUGGAGGAACAGGACGAGGGAGGAGAGAGGAUGAGGUCAGAGCAGCUUUGCCACUGUCCCGCUAACCUGAACUGGAUUGGAGGACCAGACUAGAGGAGCUGGCCUGGUACUGGCAAGAGAUGGGUUAUAUAUGUUUGCUAUGGAGAGCAGCAGAGCAGCCUGUGUGCAGAACUGUGGAAUGCGACCACUCUCCUCCCCCUCUCGCCUCACUUCUAGCCAUUGCAAACCCAAUACUUCCCUCCUCCUCUCCUUCCUCCCCACUCACACACUCUUACCCGGCACAACACUCCUCCCCUCCCCCUCAUCUCUGCUGGAGUUAAUUUCUCUGUAGGAAUAUUCCUGUCUAUGCAUGCAUUCGUGUGUGUGUCUGUGUGAGCAUUUCACUGGCUUUAGGUGGGAUGUCUUUGGUUAGUCACUUUUUCAGUGUUCUUUAAGCUAGCUUGAGCACAAGCAACAGCCCUUACACACACUCACAGUGAGAGGCAUUUGGGUCCCAUGCCAGGGUGUCUCUACACACGCAGGCACUAAGUUGUGUAUGUGCCUGUUGGUGGUAGUGUUCUGGAUGGGGUUCAUCUCUUGUCAGUUUGUCAGUUCAAACGUCCCUCCCUCCUUCCAUCUCGAUGUGCAUGAAAGGGCUCAACAGUUAGGGGAAAUAGCUGUGGAGGAUAACUUCUGAAUGGCCUUUUUAAGUGGUGGGGGGUAAAAAGCCGUAGCCAUAGACCCCCCCCCCAAAAGGGUCCACCCUUUUUUACAUUUUAUUAUUGUACUGAAUAGUUUGGAGUAUUUUGGGGAUUGCGAUUCAGAUACCUGUGAGCUAUGAAUGUAUUACUGUUCAUUUUCUAGGGCUAGCAACAAACCUAUUAUCCUCUCAGUGCCUUUAUGCGUUGGCCAGUGUGAGGGCCCACUGACACUGGUUAAAGAGCAAGUCCCUCUCCUGACUAAGUGUUACUUGGGAAGCCUGAAAGUCCAUUUGUCAUAAGUGCCCUCUUAAAAUCAGUUGAUGCUCCCAGUGGGGUUUCUCUGCUUCUUCCAGUGAUCUCUGCUAUUAUUAGGAACACAAGCCUUCCAGAAAUCCUAAGACUCAUCUGUUCAUCAGCGGUGGUACUUUGCCUUGUUUCUUUCCAGAUCCUAAUAUGAAUGGUUGUAUAGCUGAUAUUGUGUUGUGUCUGAGGUUUAGUUUUCUAUGGAUAGGGUCAGUGCCAGACCAGGCCUCAGUCAGCCAGUCAGCCAGUCAGUCAGCCUGCUAGACAUGUUUCUCUUACUGGGGCCCCUCUAGCCUUCACGUCCACUGUGGUUUCACACUCCGACUAACGGUAAAGUUUUCUCUUCGGGUGCUCCCCCUCACUGUCUUUCUGUUUCACCUAGUGAACAGCUGUAUUUAUUUUGAUGAUAAUAGCUUUAAUAAUUGUGUCCGUUCUGUUGCCUGGGCCUGCAAAGUGCACACACAGCUCUCUGGCCCUUGUUCUCCUCUGUGAGGGUGCUGUGGUGUUGAGGUCUGAAUGUGUGGAUCUGUUCUAGAGUGAAACAACAACCGCCUUAAGUUCCUCUCUGCAUCCACUCUGCUCUGUCCACCACCCCUUUAUUUGUCUGGCUGUGCCUAUGUCAACAUCCCUGCCAGGGAUUUUUAAAAGAUGUACUUUGCAACUGUGUGAGUGGGAUGGGUUGUGUGUGUCAAGCGAGAGGAACGCUCUUGUCCUCGUGUGUGUGAAUAUGAGAGGGGGGGGGGGCUGAAGGGUUGAGUGGCUGAAGGGUUGAGUGGCAGGCAGCUCUGUGCAGCUCUUCCAUAGAGAAGCCCCACCAACCGUCUACCAACAGUCAAUCUUUUAUUUAUGUACCUCUGCACUUUUGGCUGUGGUGACUUCAGUACUUAAGUAAUUAUCUAAACUGUAUUUUUAAGAAUUUUAUACAAUAUUUACAUGCAAUACAACAUGAAUAGAUUUUUUUGCCAACCUUUUUUUAAAUUAUUUAAUAGUUUUUAUUUGUGUUGGCAUGUGUUAUUAUACAUAUAGAAACAUGCUGUCAAUUCUGUUAUUUUAGGCCUAAUGUUGCGCCAUGGAGAACUUCCCUGAAUGUUGUAUUGUGUAUCAUAGUUGUUGCAGUUGGACACCAUGGAACAGGUGUUGGGAAUAUGUUUGAUGUAUGAGCUAACCAAGUCUAUAUCAUACGGUAUACAUUUAUCAAGGAGGAAAAGGUGGACUUUUCAGUGAGAAUAAGUAUUUUUUAUGUGUAUGUCCUAUUAUAAUUUGAGUAUUUUUAACUCAAAGUAUGAGGCAGUGUUCUAUUUGUCCGUACUCUAUGAGGCAUGGUUACGAAACCCAGGCACAAACUGUCACCCUCUCUUUGGUUCAAUAUUGAUCUGUAUUUUUAUCCAAGUGCAAUCCCUUAAACUGUUAAAAAAUAACACCAUAGGAAAAGAUACUACGGUGGAAGGAAGCAUUUCAAUUGAAUCUAUAUCAAUAUACAGUACCAGUCAAAAGUUUUAAAACACCUACUCAUUCAAGGAUUUUCAUUAUUUUUACUAUUUUCUACAUUGUAGAAUAAUAAGGAAGACAUCAAAACUAUGAAAAAACACAUAUGGAAUCAUGUAGUAACCAAAAAAGUGUUAAUCACUUAGCCACCCUUUGCCUUGAUGACAGCUUUGCACACUCUUGGCAUUCUCUCAACCAGCUUCACAAUGCUUUUCCAACAGCCUUGAAGGAGUUCCCACAUAUGCUGAGCACUUGUUGGCUGCUUUUCCUUCACUCUGUGGUUCGACUCAUCCCAAACCAUCUCAAUUUGGUUGAGGUCAGGGUGAUUGUGGAGGCCAGGUAAUCUGAUGGAGCACUCCAUCACUCUCCUUCUUGGUAAAAUAGCCUUUACACAGCCUUGAGGUGUGUUGGGUCAUUGUCCUGUUGAAAAACAAAUGAUAGUCCCACUAAGCUCAAAUCAGAUGGGAUGGCGUAUAGCUGCAGAAUACUGUGGUAGCCAUACUGGUUAAGUGUGCCUUGAAUUCUAAAUAAAUCACAGACAUUCACCAGCAAAGCACCCCCACACCAUCACACCACCUCCUCCAUGCUUCAUGGUGGGAACAACACAUGCGGAGAUUAUCUGUUCACCUACUCUGUAUCUCACAAAGACACGUCGGUUGGAACCAAAAAUCGCAAAUUUGACUCAUCAGACCAAAGGACAGAUUUCCACCGGUCUAAGUCUCUUCUUCCUAUUGGUGUCCUUCAGUAGUGGUUUCUUUGCAGCAAUUAGACCAUGAAUGCCUGAUUCACACAGUCUCCUCUGAACAGUUGAUGUUGAGAUGUGUCUGUUACUUGAACUCUGAAGCAUUUAUUUGGGCUGCAAUUUCUGAGGCUGGUAACUCUAAUGAACGUAUCCUCUACAGCAGAGGUAACUCUGGGUCUUCCAUUCUUGUGGCGGUCCUCAUGAGAGCCAGUUUCAUCAUAGCGCUUGGUGGUUCUUGUGACUACACUUGAAGAAACUGUCAAAGUUCUUGAAAUGUUCCUUAGUGACUGACCUUCCUGUCUUAAAUUUAUGAUGAACUGUUGUUUUUCUUUGCUUAUUUGAGCUGUUCUUGCCAUAAUAUUGACUUGGUCUUUUACCAAAUAGGGCCAUCUUCUGUAUACCACCCCUACCGUGUCACAACACAACUGAUUGGCUCAAACGCAUUAAGGAAAGAAAUUCCACAAAUGAACUUUUAACAAGGCACUUCUGUUAAUUGAAAUGCAUUCUAGGUGACUACCUCAUGAAGCUGGUUGAGAGAAUGCCAAGAAUGUGCAAAGCUGUCAUCAAAGCAAAGGGUGGCUACUUUGAAGAAUCUCAACUAUAAAGUAUAUUUUGAUUUGUUUAACACUUCCUUGGUUGCUACAUGAUACCAUAUGUGUUAUUUCAUAGUUGUGACGUCUUCACUAUUAUUCUACAAUGUAGAAAAUAGUAAAAAAACAACUUGAAUGACAUGCUAAAACUUUUGGCCGGUAGAGUGUGUGUGAUUAAGCAAAGGUAGACCAUCUACUGUGGAUUUUAACAAGAUACAAAGACAAAAAGCAGCAAAUGGUAACUGUUCCUUCUUCUGAUGCUGUUAGGAAUGUGAGGGGGCAUGUGCGGAGGGCCGCUUCCUGUGUCAAUGGUUGUCAUGUGUCGGGGACGGGGUUGGCUGUAUUUAUUUGUCAAGGGAGGGUUUGAUUGGGGGGGCUAAAAUGUGUUCCAUUCAUUUGGUUAAUGCUACCUUGGGCUGAACAACAAAAUGUUGUAUUUUAAACUUGGCAUACGAUGCCACCAUGUGGCCAUAUAAUGCAAGUUUUGAUAAGGAGAACUUAUUUUUUAUUUUGAAAUCAUAUUAAUAAAGUAAUUGAGUACUG